Molecule: messenger RNA, 2097 nt
Organism: Branchiostoma floridae (Florida lancelet)
Lineage: Eukaryota; Metazoa; Chordata; Leptocardii; Amphioxiformes; Branchiostomatidae
Product: cartilage intermediate layer protein 2-like
Exons: 3
Coding region: 117-551 (144 amino acids)
Source: RefSeq, a predicted model, not a curated record
CGAGCUCUCAUACUGGACUGGGGCACACUUUAGUUCUGAGGCUGAGACAGUGCCGGUACCUGCCCGACAAUAGUAUUGGGCGGGCGCACAGAACCUCCGGGCGAGACAACUGCAACAUGAAGUUCCUACACCGAGUAUUUGCGCUCCUUCUGAUAUCUACACUAGUCCUGGAGUCAGGAGCAUGGUGGCGGCGGCGUCGCCGUCGCGCACCACCACCGGGCUGUACCAACUGGACGGCUUGGUUCGACCGUGACAACCCCUCGGGCACCGGGGACUGGGAAACCCUGACCGACCUCCGCUCCGAGAGUCCCGGGCAGAUCUGCUCCACACCGACACGCAUCCAGGCCCGCGUCAUCAGCACCGGGCAGGACGCGGCACUGACGGGAGAACAGUUCGCUUUCUACGAUACAACAAAAGGCUUCGUCUGUAAGAACAACGACCAAAGUGAUAACAUGUGUCUAGAUUAUAAAGUCCGUUUCUGUUGCGCGAAUACUGGUGGAGGUGGUGGUGGAGGUGGUGGAGGUCGUGGGGUAUAUCCACACCAUCUGUAGACUGUGUGUUGCUACAACGCUGAUUAGACGUAAAUAGCCUGCUUAAACAUUAUUAAGGGUGGUGGAAGUUGAUUUGGUCUGUUGUAUAUGGUUGGAUAAUUUUUUAAGCAUAACGUUUGCAUUACCUUGUGUAGAAUAGUUGUAAUAAUUUUAUGUGUCCAAAGACAUGAAUAGGCUUUACAAUAUUAAUUUUUUUUUCCUGCGGCUGCUGUAGACUAACAAACAAUACCGAAUUUGAAACAGAACAAAGCCUCCACCUCUCACCAAACUCUAUCUGUACUAUUUAAAACUAACCACUAAAACAACCAAAAUAAAAUACAGAUAAAACACACAGGGCACAAUAUCUAAUUUGACCAUCAGUACAAAAGUGAGCGAAUGCAAUGAUGACACAAAGCACAUGUAUCAACUUCCAAAAAUCAUACACAUACGUUGAUUUCUCAUAAGCUAAGGGCACAACCCACUGUACGUGUUAUUUGUCCGUACCUUUUCGGGGAGGCCACGUCCGACACGUUUUUUUUCGAAAACGUGGGGAAGGAAGGACAAGAGCAGGGAUGACGUACGUCUAAACACACGUCACUCGCACGGUUGCGCAUUGAGUAUGUGGCCUGCACGCCACGCAUUGCCGUGAGUGGUUGCGUGCCAUCGUUCGUUGCGUAAGUGGUAAGUGAUUUGUACGUACGGCAUCUCUGUGCGAUUGCCACGUUACCAUAUGCAGGCCGUACUUACACGUGCUGCUUACGUACGGUUUCCUUACUCACUCGCAUUGGCUGUACAGGGCACGCGCGUCGCCCUCGUACUGGUGUUGAAUCCGCAGCCCUAAAGCAGAGAAAGUUUUGCAUGCACGUAAAGUGAUACGGCGUGUCUGCGUGCUCCCAAAUCCGUUGGAGUCCGUACGAUUUCGUACGGAGGCGGAACUUACAACUUACGAAUCCCAAAAGAUUUUCCACGUUUUUCAACGUAGACAGCACGCAGUUGCACGUACGGCGGUUUGUGCCCAUAGCUUAACAUUUGCAUUUCAUGCAUUUCAUUCUUUCAAGGCUAUCUACGAAAAAGUAUUGAACAUAAUAAAGGUGUCUGAUAAUUGCUCAACUACAUUCAAAACUCUAGAGAGAACUAUCGAUGGUCUAAUGGGGAAAUAUUUUAAUUGUAUACGUAAAUUAUAAUGUCAAUAUAUUAUCCACCGUUGUGAGCCUGUUAGCGUGUACUUUUCGAAUUCAAUCGGGGUAUCUUAUUAAGUCCUCGCAGUUUACGCUUGCUAUAUACAUUCAAUUAGAUAUGAAAUUCAUGAUAUAACUAGUAGCGUUUGAAUGCCUUAAAAUAUGCUAUGACUCUUCUUUCACAUAGGUAUAUGUAGUUAACAUUUUGAUUUGGUUACAUCGCAUUCCUUAUACGUUGCGUAUUGAAUUCAAAUAUAUUGUCUUUUUUGCGUGCUAAAUCUUCACAUCUAUGUAUAUUAUAAAUUACGUAGAUUUUCGACAUUGGUGUCAUAUAGGCCCAUACAGACCAGGCAUUGUAAGGUAUGAGAAAGCAAAAUAAAAUUCAUUUA